Messenger RNA from Pelecanus crispus (Dalmatian pelican), 1506 nucleotides. Lineage: Eukaryota; Metazoa; Chordata; Aves; Pelecaniformes; Pelecanidae. The record is from RefSeq and is a predicted model, not a curated record.
AAACUGCAGAUGCAGGAAAAUGAAACAUGCAGAUUCUGUCAACAGAGAGUUUACCCAAUGGAAUGCCUAGUUGCCGACAAGCAGAAUUUUCAUAAAUCAUGUUUCCGAUGUCACCACUGUGGCAGUCAAUUAAGCUUGGGAAAUUACGCCUCUCUCCAUGGAAAAAUAUAUUGUAAACCCCAUUUUAAGCAACUUUUCAAAUCAAAAGGAAAUUAUGAUGAAGGUUUUGGACACAAGCAGCAUAAAGAACUAUGGAAUUGUAAAGAUCAGUGUAGCUCAGUUGGCAAUAUUCAUGCUGAAGAAACAAAUCCCAUUAAUAGUCUACCUGUUGAUCCGAAACCAAUUACAGAAAUUGAUCAAGACUUGUACUCGGGUACUGAAGGUAUUCAUCCUGAUGUUUUGGAUAAUAAUUUGAAAAAAUCCACAGAAAGAGGUAAAUUAAAGAUGACAUGGCCACCUUCAACAGAUGAUGCAACACCUAAGAAAACAUUUUCUAUUGAAGAAGUGGCUAAAGUAACUAAGCCAAAGUGGCCCCCAGAAGGUUUUGCUCAAGAAGGUUCUAGUUUACAUACAAAUAAACCUCUGGGCAACAAAAAGGAUCCUCAGGAAAAAAAUGCCAUGAGAGAGCAAAAUAAAAAUGACGCUGCAAAUGCACAACAAAAUCAACACUCAUCCUUUAGCUCUCUGUCUGAAAAAGAAGCUACAAAUAUCUGUAAAGCGAAGAAAAAUGAAGCAGGCAACAACGGAAAAGAUGAGGAAGCUGGGAAUGUGCAAGAUAAGCUGAAUAAAACAGGAGGAUCACAGAAUAGGGAGGAAAGUGGAAAGGAUAUUAAUGAAGGUGAUAAUGUGAUUGCGCAUAGCGCUGGGAAGGAGCGAGAGAAAAAAAUUAAUGGAACUGAUGAUUCAGAAGUUGUACAGGUUACUAACAUUGAUGAUAACACACAAAAGAAUCACAAAGAAUUCAGCUGGAAUAACAAUAACAAUUAUGCCACUUUUUCACAUCUAAACAUUUGUAGGCAGGAAACAACUCGCAGCUAUAACUCGGAAGAUGAAGAUGCUGUUACCUCUAAUAGUCUUGCUCAAUUUAAUAAAGAUGCCACUUUUCAGAAGUCUCAUACUAAUAGCACAUUAGUUUUAAAGGAGGCAACUAACAGAACAUUCCCAGUUGAUACUGAGUUGGUAUGCAUUGGAGAAGAAUCAAAACAUGACAAAAAUUUAAAUACUAUUUUAUCUGACACUCUGAAAACAUCUUUUCUUAAAAAAGACAACCUGGUUUUAGACUGUGGUCUAAUAGACUCCGUAGACAUAACUAAAAAGUCCUGCAGCCCAUAUUCAAAAGAACAUGGGAAUUAUGAUACAGAACUGAAUGAUACUAACGCCUGUCAAGAAAGUGAAAUACUCAAGGUGUCAAAGAAUGACAUAAACACAAGCUUAGGUUUACUGAGCUCAAGAUAUACAGCUGCUCCAUCAUUCCAAGGAGAGAAAGUCAAGUUCAAACAGCUCACU